Molecule: messenger RNA, 1305 nt
Organism: Xenia sp. Carnegie-2017
Lineage: Eukaryota; Metazoa; Cnidaria; Anthozoa; Malacalcyonacea; Xeniidae
Product: ryncolin-1-like
Exons: 5
Coding region: 122-1087 (321 amino acids)
Source: RefSeq, a predicted model, not a curated record
AAUUUAGGUAAAUUGAACACAGCUGCAUGUGCAAAAUAUAAUUUAUUCUUCAUGAUGGUGGCUAUAUAAUUGUUGCCAAAAACAUUUUUCAAACAUAAAGUGUUUCUUUCUUUUAUGCAAGAUGUCGAUGCGUGUUUUUGUGAUUUUUGUUUUAGUUGCUUACUGCAAUGCAUCAAAUAAUGCUUGUCAAAGUUCACAAAGUGAUUUUACAACGACAAAAAACAACGGUGAGAUUCUUUCACCGAAAGAUAUCAUUUCAACUCAUGCUGUUCCCAAUCACAUUGAAUGUUUCACGAAGUGUCAUCAACAGAAUCUAUGUGUUGGCUUCAAUUUCUUAUUUCAUGCAAAAGAACAUGAGAUAAACUGCCAAAUUACUAAUGCCAAAUUACAUGACAGCAAUUUAACGAAACUAGCCUCAGAAGGAAAAUGGACUUUUUAUCAAAGUCUACUACCGACGGAAAAAGACUGUGCAGAUCUCUACAAAAAAGGUGAAAAAAAGAACGGAGUUUAUGUAAUUGAUCCAGAUGGCCAGGGCACAUUCAGUGUCUUCUGUGAUAUGACGUCAUCUGGUGGAGGUUGGACUGUGUUUCAAAGACGUCAAGAUGGAAGUGUAAACUUUUAUCGAGGUUGGAAAGACUAUAAACAAGGUUUUGGCGAUCUUACUUCUGAAUUCUGGCUUGGAUUGGAUAAAAUAUACCGACUAACAUCUGCAAGAAGAAAUAAACUUCGUGUAGACCUGGGAGACUGGUCAGGAAACAAAAAAUAUGCUGAAUAUGAUUAUUUUGCUGUAAAGAAUGAAAAUAAAAAAUAUCAAUUAAGCAUUGGUAAAUAUUCUGGAAAUGCUGGAGAUUCAUUAUCUUAUCAUAAAAGCAUGGCGUUUUCAACAAAAGAUUCAGAUAAUGAUAACAAUCGUUUUGGAAAUUGUGCCACAACCUUCAAUGGUGCUUGGUGGUAUAAGAGUUGUUAUAUUUCCAACCUGAAUGGACACUACUAUAGUGGCAACCAAAACCAUUCCAAAGGUGUGACUUGGCAACGAUGGAAAGUUAAUAAAUCCUUAAAGUUCACUGAGAUGAAAAUAAAACCAUAAAGAAUUUCCAAAGACUGUGAUGUUAUAAAUUUGAUCAUUAUUUCUAAUGAAACUUUCAACAUAUAAUAAAAACAUUUUAGCUUUUAUGUCUUCAAAAAGAACCUUAAUAAUCAUUAUCAUUUAAAAAAGCAUUGAAAAAUUGUUAAAAAUGCUAUGGUGAAAUAAUAUUUUCCCUAAAAAUUAGAGCUGAUUUAGGUAAUUAUAUGAUUCUAAUGUUA